AUGAGCAGCUGGCUCACCUUCGCGACGGCUCUCAGCUCUGCGCUGAUCCGACUCGGGAGCUACAUUUUUCUCCGAUGGAUUCCGGGCUAUCCAUUUCCUCCUAUCAUCCUAACAUUCUCCGGAAUCUAUCUGUCGUCAACAUAUUUGUUACUCGGGCCGGCGAGUGAAGAGCCUGCGGGGGAAGCCAAGAUAACGACGCUUGAUAAAUCUCGCGCAAAAACGCGCAAAAAUGAGUCUACAGAGACAGGCUUUUUACACGCGCUUUUAACAGGCGUUCCAUCGAAAACGAAGGUGUUUGCGACAACACUUAACAUCCUGAUAAAUCUGGUGUUGACAGCCUUUACUCUGGAUUUUCUUUAUCGUGGCCGACUUCUGUAUCCCACUGAUGAUCUCGCGUUCUCUCGUAUCGGCUAUGUCUCUCCAACAACGGCGAAUCUCCUGGUCAGAGAACCGCACGCCGACAACUUUCCCGUGACGAUCAAAUAUCAAGAGGCAACACAGUCCGACACGAAUUGCUGGGUUGAAGAAGGAAAGAUCUACCAACUCAAUGCAGUGAAAGACUUCACCUUUCCAGUGACUAUUACAAAUCUCAAGCCCUCAACAAAGUAUCGCUAUACCCUGUCAAACAACGAGACCGGUACUUUCGUUACUGCUCCACAGUCCGGAACACAAUCAGCGAACAGAUUGUCGUUUCUGACUUCGAGCUGUAUCAAGGCGAAUUUCCCAUAUAACGCUUUCUCGCACCCUCUUCGCAUACCAGGUAUUGAGCAAAUAUCGCGUGCAAUCAAGAAAUUGCCUUCGUUGAAUCGGCCAUCAUUCAUGCUCUUUCUCGGAGACUUUAUCUAUAUUGAUGUACCGCUUAGAUAUGGCUCUUCCUUGGAGGAGUACCGAGCCGAGUACAGGCGUGUAUACUCUUCACCAAGCUGGUAUGAGCCCGCAGAUGAACGUCCUAUUGAUCUACCCUGGAUCCAUACCCUGGAUGACCACGAGAUUUCAAAUGACUGGGAUAAAGGCAACUUGACACAUCCUUACCCAGAGGCUGCCGAUCCUUUUCAUCUAUACCAUGUCAGCGUGAACCCCCCAAUUCCGCCUUUGUCAUACGCCACCCCAGAAAACACGACGUACUUCUCCUUCAUCCAAGGGCCUGCAUCCAUCUUCAUGCUCGACACCCGCACAUACCGCACAGCACCUAACCUUCCCAAUUCCACAAUUCUGGGUAAUGCACAGCUCAACUCUCUGCUAGCAUUCGUCUCCCGCCCGGAGCCAGCAGCAGUAAAAUGGAAAAUCAUCGCAUCCAGCGUGCCCUUCACCAAGAACUGGCGCAUCGGUACAGAGGAUACAUGGGGCGGCUUCCUGAACGAACGGCAAGUUAUCCUCGAGGCAUUGUGGCGUGCUGAGCGAGAACUCGGCGUUCGCAUCGUGUUGUUGAGUGGUGACCGUCACGAAUUCGGCGCAACUCGUUUCCCGGACCCAAGCUACCAAUUAACCUCGAACGAACUCGCGUCAGAUGCAACGGAAGCAUAUGGCAUUCACGAAUUCUGCGUCGGUCCACUAAACAUGUUUUAUCUUCCUAUUCGAUCAUAUUAUCAAACCGACAGCGAGGAUAUCAUGAUCAAAUACAUUCCGCACGGAAACGUGAAAUUCGGACAGAUCGAUAUUGAUCUGUAUGACGGUACGGGCGGAGCAUCUGAUGUCCUCCCCGACAACCUUGAAGGCCCACAUUCGGUACUCACGUACUCGUUACAUAUUGGCGAUAAGGUUGUGUGGAAGUAUCAAUUAUCUAUCCCCUUAUUGCCUGAUGCGAUUGGGACUGGUACUAAGGCGCGACUACCGCCUGGGAGGGUCGUGUAUGAUGAGGGUUGGGGUCUGCAAAGGCAGGUUGCGUUUGUUGCCAAGAAGGCAAAGAUCUUUUGGGAUGAUUUGAAGGAAAGGAUUGCGCCGUUUUUGAAUUGGGAGAGGAAGCAGAUGAGGGUUGAUUAG
This is a messenger RNA of Talaromyces marneffei, 1980 nucleotides long. RefSeq lists its product as uncharacterized. The record is from RefSeq and is a predicted model, not a curated record. NCBI's taxonomy places the organism in Eukaryota, Fungi, Ascomycota, Eurotiomycetes, Eurotiales, Trichocomaceae. Bases 1 to 1980 code for a protein of 659 amino acids. The transcript is spliced from 3 exons.